AUGGGAAGGUGCCCGAGUUCGGUGGUGGUUGCAUGUAAGACCCCCUGGCUGCACUCCGACGCCUCCGAGCAGAUGGGCCUGGCCGGCGCAGCUCCCGCUCCACGGAGCUUCCCUAGAGUCCUGCUCCUGGGACUGCUGGCCCUGCUGCUGGCGGGCGGCGGGCUCCUCCUCUGGCUCCGCUCCCCACCUGCGCCGCGCUACGUGCUGGUGAUCGACGCCGGGUCCUCCGGCACCCGCCUGCACGCGUACGAGUGGCGCGCCUCGCCCGGCGCCGCCUCGGCGCCGCGCGUGCGCGCCAUCCCGCCCUCCGCGGCGGCCGCGCUGGUGCCGCGCCGGGCCAAGGCCGCGCGCCGCGCCUACCAGCGCGUCGAGACGGAGCCGGCGCUGGACGCGUGGCUGGGGGACCCGGCGGGGCUGGCCGCCGCCGCGCUGGGCCCGCUGCUGGCCUGGGCGGAGGCGGUGGUCCCCGCCCGCGCGCGCGGCGCCACGCCGCUCUUCCUCGCAGGCACCGCCGGCGUGCGGCGGCUGGCGGAGGCCGACCAGGCCGCGCUGCUGGGCGAUGCGCGGCGCGUGCUGGCCGUGUCGGGCUUCCUCUUCCAGCCCGGCUGGGCCUCCACCAUCUCCGGGCAGGAGGAGGGCGUGUACGGCUGGGUGGCGCUCAACUAUGAGGAGCAGCGCCUGGCGCACAGCGCCACGCUGCCCACGCUGGGCUCCCUGGACCUGGGCGGCUCCUCCCUGGAGGUCUGCUUCGAGGCUGAGCCGGAGGCCAUGCCCCCACCCAGCCGCGUGGCGAUCCAGGUGCUGGGCCGGUCCUACUCCCUCUUCUGCCACGUGCACCACGGCUUUGGCCUGAACGACGCCUUCUCACGCUCGGCCGCGUCGGCCGUGGAGGUCCUCCACCCCUGCCUGCCGGCCGGGUACGCGUCGCCGCGGCCAGUGGCCCACCGCGAGCCGGGCGUGCCGACGCGCGCGCUGCGACUGCUGGGCGCCCCCGACUGGCCGGCCUGCGUGCGGCUGGCGGCGGGGGUCGCGACGCGCGGCAACGCGUCCUCCUGCGCCGCGCCGCCAUGCGCGCUGGGCUCGCCCCAGCCCCGCCCGCGCGCCGGCCAGGAGUUUGUCGCGCUGUCCGGCUUCUACGUCGUUCACCAUUUCUUCGGUCUGGGCGUGGAGGAAGGCCCGGCCGCGCUGGAGGGCGCAGGGCGCGCCUUCUGUGCCACGCCGUGGCGCGCCUCCGCGGCGCGCCACGCCGACGAGCUGCUGGUGGAGCACUACUGCUUCCGCGCGCCCUACGUCCGCGCCCUCCUGCGCCGCGGCCUGGGCCUGGAGGACCGCGCCGUGCACGGCCUGCGCGGGCGCUGGCUCUGGGCGCGUGCCGCGCUGCGCGUGGACGGCAAGGGUGUUGUUCGCGUGGACGGCAAGGGCGGCCACGCUUCGACGGGGGGUGGGCCCCCACCAGACCCCGCCGCCUGGGAGAUGAGGAAGCACCGCGCGCUGUCCAUGCCCUGCAUGCUGCUGCGGGAAGAUUUGGGGCCGCCGGGGACGGAUCCCACGGGCCCCCGCCCCAGCGCAUCCCGGGAGGCCGAGCUGGGCCUGGAGCUGGACGUGGGCCAGCCCUCGCCCUCCACUGAGUACGAGACCAACCACUGCCUGCCGGGCAGGGGCCAGUCGCUCAUCGCACGGCGCGGCGCCUGA
This is a messenger RNA of Auxenochlorella protothecoides, 1692 nucleotides long. Its product is annotated as Ectonucleoside triphosphate diphosphohydrolase 1. NCBI's taxonomy places the organism in Eukaryota, Viridiplantae, Chlorophyta, Trebouxiophyceae, Chlorellales, Chlorellaceae. The coding region runs from base 1 to 1692 and encodes 563 amino acids. Gene Ontology annotation, molecular function: nucleoside diphosphate phosphatase activity. The transcript is spliced from 4 exons. Gene Ontology annotation, cellular component: membrane. The record is from RefSeq and is a predicted model, not a curated record. Gene Ontology annotation, biological process: nucleoside diphosphate catabolic process.